This is a messenger RNA of Diachasma alloeum, 1670 nucleotides long. It is a transcript of the gene Ids, whose product is annotated as iduronate 2-sulfatase. Lineage: Eukaryota; Metazoa; Arthropoda; Insecta; Hymenoptera; Braconidae. The transcript has 7 exons. The coding region runs from base 1 to 1590 and encodes 529 amino acids. Gene Ontology annotation, molecular function: iduronate-2-sulfatase activity. The record is from RefSeq and is a predicted model, not a curated record.
AUGCGGGGAAUAUUCGCACAAUUAAUUCUACCUCUCGUCUUCAAAUUUUCCCUGGGGAAACCCAAUUUUCUUUUGAUUAUUGUUGACGACCUGCGCCCCGCCCUGGGCUGCUACUCCGAUUGGAAAGCCUUCACUCCGAACAUCGACAGACUCGCGAAAAAUGGGAUUACUUUUGAUAAAGCUUACGCACAGCAAGCGCUGUGUGCGCCGAGUAGAAACUCCUUCCUCACAUCCCGCAGGCCAGACACCCUCGGUCUCUACGAUUUCUACAGCUACUGGAGAGAGGCCGCGGGCAAUUUUACAACUCUCCCACAAUACCUGAAGGACCACGGCUACACCACAAUGUCAGUAGGAAAGGUGUUCCACCCAGGAGUCAGUUCGAACAAUUCGGACGACAGUCCCUACUCCUGGAGCCGAGAGGCCUUUCAUCCGUACACUAAUCGGUACAAAGACACUCCCCUCUGCACCUCAAACGACGACAGAUUACCCGCACGCAAUCUAGUGUGUCCAGUGGACGUUUCGUCAAUGCCAUUGGGAACUCUACCGGAUAUCGAGAAUUUCGAGGCUGCCAAGGAUUAUUUGAAUAAUUAUAAGAAGAAUAUCACGAAGAUUAACGGGGAGAAACCAUUUCUCUUGGCACUGGGGUUUGAAAAACCUCACAUACCCUUGAAGUAUCCCAGAGAAUACUUGAGACAUCACUGCCUGGACAAAUUCACACUGAACGAUUAUUAUUGGCCUGAUAACAUCAGCAGUGUUGCGUACAACCCCUGGAUCGAUCUACGGAAGCGAGAGGACGUGAAGAGGCUGAAUCUGACGUUUCCCUGGGAGAGAAUACCAGAAAAUUUUGGAAAGAAAAUAUUGCAAUCGUAUUAUUCAGCCGUUUCGUACGUAGAUGAGUUGAUCGGGGGAGUGAUGGGAGAGCUGAAGGCAUUGGGACUUCAUGAUAAUACUGUUGUCAUAUUAACGUCUGAUCACGGAUGGUCUCUAGGUGAACAUUCUCAAUGGGGAAAAUACAGUAACUUCGAGGUAGCUGUCAGAGUCCCCCUGAUCGUGUCCCUCCCCAAUAGCCACCAACAAAGAAUGAAACUAAAAACGAAUGCAAUAGUUGAACUAGUGGAUUUAUUCCCCACAAUCGCUGAGUUAUCUGGCAACCCUAUAGAGCCGUGUCCCAAAAAUCGCUCUGAAAUCAUCUGCAGCGAGGGAAUCAGUUUUGUCCCCGUUAUCAACGCAAUUUCCCGCAACAAGACUAUAAAGUGGAAGAGAGCUGCAUUCAGUCAAUAUCCACGACCUGGUGUAUCACCAACGUGGUCACCAAACAGUGAUGAGCCACGUCUUCAGCACAUCAGAAUAAUGGGCUACACAAUGCGUACAAAAAUCUAUCGUUACACAGCAUGGAUUAAAUUUGAUAAUCUCAGAAUGACGAGUGAUUGGAAUAAACUGAUUGCUGAUGAGCUCUACGAUCACAGGGUAGAUCCCCACGAGAUGACAAAUCAAGCAAACAAUACUGAUUAUCUAAAAACUAAAAUUAAACUGAAGAAACUGUUGAAGAGUGGAUGGAAACGAAGUUUGCCUCGAUAUUUUUCCCAAUAGACAAUCGAUAGCUCAUUUAUUUCAUUACAUUUACGAUGAAAAUAAUGAAAAUAGAAAAAAAAACUAUGAUAAUUGAUAAU